Messenger RNA from Tripterygium wilfordii, 4160 nucleotides. Its product is annotated as pentatricopeptide repeat-containing protein At4g31850, chloroplastic. The record is from RefSeq and is a predicted model, not a curated record. The transcript has a single exon. Gene Ontology annotation, molecular function: protein binding. The coding region runs from base 282 to 3626 and encodes 1114 amino acids. NCBI's taxonomy places the organism in Eukaryota, Viridiplantae, Streptophyta, Magnoliopsida, Celastrales, Celastraceae.
ACGGUCUACCAAUUUAAAAAACCAAAAUAUCCCGAAGAACCAAUUUUCUGAGGCCAUGCACGUCCCGUUCAAGAGAUAUCCUCUCGGAAUUCAAGGAUCUGAAGCCCAAUCGGUGCUUCCAUGGCUAGUAUGUCUCUCCAUCCCGACGCCUAAUGGUGUUUGUUUCUGACUCGUGCCUUUCUCACAAGCAAUUCAUCAAACACUGGUCGUGCACAAUCAUUGCUCUUGGUAUGUGAGAUUUAAUUGCUAAAGUUUCAUUGUUUUGUUUAUAAUACCCAGCCAUGGCUGUGUCAAUAUGCUCUUCGAGUACUUGCUGUGGCGGUAUCAAUUACAGUUUUGCUUUCACUGAUAGUAGAAUACCUGUUCCAAGACAAAGUAAUGAGUCAGUUGGUGUUUUUAAAGGGGAGAGUUUUAAGGUAUUAUCUUCUGGGUAUGGGGUGAACAGAAAAAAUCGCAAAAGAAAAAUAGUGGGCUUUUGUGGGUUUGCAAUGAAAGGUUCGGGCCAGGUAAUGGUGGUGGAGAACGGGAAACCAAGAAAUAUGUUGACUUCCGAUGAGGUUUUGGAGGUUCUUAAGUCAACUCGUGAUCCUAAUCAAGCACUUUUGUACUUUAUGUCCGUGCUUGAGUUGCCCACUGUUGUUCACAGUACCAAGACAUGCAAUCACAUGCUUGAAGUCUUGAGGGUGCAUGAGAGGGUGCGUGAUAUGGUUAUUAUUUUUGAUUUGAUGCAAAAGAAAAUCAUAAGGAGGGAUGUGAAUACUUAUUUGACUAUAUUUAGGAGCCUCUACGUAAGAGGCGGGCUUAGGCAAGCACCAUUGGCACUUGAAAAGAUGAGAGAAGCUGGAUUUGUUUUGAAUGAGUAUUCGUAUAAUGGAUUGAUCUAUUUUUUACUUCAUUCCCGGUUUUGUGGGGAAGCAUUGAAAGUUUACAGAAGAAUGGUCUCAGAAGGUAUUAAGCCAAGUCUGAAGACAUACUCGGCGCUUAUGGUAGCAUUGGGGAAAAGACGGGAUACUGAGACUGUGAUGGGUUUACUGGAAGAGAUGGAGAGUUUGGGGUUGAGACCGAAUAUCUACACCUAUACGAUAUGCAUUAGAGUGCUGGGAAGAGCUGGAAAAAUUGAUGAGGCGUAUGGAAUUUUAAAUAGAAUGGAUGACGAAGGAUGUGGGCCAGAUGUUGUUACUUACACUGUUCUACUUGAUGCCCUUUGUAAUGCAGGAAAACUUGAUAAUGCCAAACAAUUGUUUCUUAAGAUGAAGGCCAGCAGUCACAAGCCGGAUCGAGUAACGUACAUUACUUUGUUAGACAAGUUUAGUGACAGUGGAGACCUAGACACAGUGAGAGAAUUUUGGAAUAUAAUGGAAAAUGAUGGUUAUGCUCCUGAUGUGGUUUCUUUCACCAUACUUGUCAAUGCUUUAUGCAAAAUUGGGAAUGUUGAUGAGGCAUUUGGUAUGUUGGACGUCAUGAGACAGCAUGGGGUAUCCCCAAAUCUUCAUACUUACAACACAUUGAUUUGUGGACUUUUGAGGGUUAGUAGGCUAUAUGAAGCAUUAGAACUUUUCACUCUUAUGGAAUCUCUAGGUGCUGCACCCACUGUUUACACAUACGUCCUUUUCAUCAACUACUAUGGAAAGACUGGUGACUCUGGCAAGGCCCUUGAGACUUUUGAGGAGAUGAAAGCUCGAGGUAUUGCUCCAAAUAUUGUUGCUUGCAAUGCAUCCUUGUAUAGUCUUGCAGAAACAGGGAGGCUUGGAGAAGCAAAAGCUAUCUUCAAUGGGCUUAAGAAUAGUGGGCUUGCCCCAGAUUCAGUGACAUAUAACAUGAUGAUGAAGUGUUAUAGCAAGGCAGGCCUAGUGGAUGAAGCAAUUAAGUUACUCUCUGAGAUGCUAGAUGACCGGUGCGAGCCCGAUGUGAUGGUUAUUAACUCUUUGAUUGACACACUUUAUAAGGCUGACCGCAUAGAUGAGGCAUGGCAAAUGUUUUUCAGGUUGAAAGAUCUGAAGCUUGCUCCUACGGUUGUGACCUACAACAUAUUGUUAGAUGGUCUAGGGAAAGAAGGUCAAGUCAUAAAGGCCAUCGAACUCUUUGAGAGUAUGACUGGGCAUGGAUGUCUUCCCAACACUAUAACUUUCAACAUACUCCUGGAUUGUCUAUGUAAGAACGAUGAAGUUAAUUUGGCCUUAAAAAAGCUUUAUGAAAUGACUACAAUGAACUGUAGUCCCGAUGUCCAAACUUAUAACACCAUCAUUUAUGGACUUAUUAAAGAAAAUCGAGUCAAUGAUGCAAUAUGGGUCUUCCAUCAGAUGAAGAAAUCGUUUCGUCCUGAUCAUGUAAGCUUGUGCACCCUCCUUCCUGGUGUUGUAAAGGAUGGGCAGAUUGAAGGUGCUCUUAAGAUAACUGAGAACUUUGUUUCUUGGCUUGGGAUUCACUCAGACAGGUCUUUUUGGGAAGAUUUGAUAUUUGGGAUUUUGGUUGAAGCAGGUACAGAUAAAGCCAUUAUUUUUGCCGAGAGACUGGUCUGCAAUAGGAUUUUCCAAGAGGACUCCGUAUUGAUACCAAUACUAAAGGUAUUGUGCAAACAUAAAGAAGCCCUUGUUGCGUGCAAUCUGUUUGUGAAGUUCACCGAAAGUCUGGGAAUGAACCCCACCUCAGAGGCAUAUAACUCUCUGAUUGAAGGGCUUCUUGAAAUCCAUAUGAAUAAGGAGGCUUUCAAUCUUUUUGAGGAGAUGAAGAAUUCUGGUUGUUCUCCAGAUAUUUUCACUUACAAUUUGUUACUAGAUGCUUUUGGGAAAUCUGGCAUGAUGAAUGAAGUUUUCCAGCUGUAUGACGAGAUGCUGUGUAAGGGGUGCAAGCCCAACACCGUCACCUAUAAUAUUCUCAUCUCUAGUCUAGUCAAAUCAGAUAGCUUGGAUAAGGCACUUGAUUUGUACUAUAAUCUUGUUAGUGGUGAUUUCUUUCCCUCUCCUCGUACAUAUGGCCCUCUUAUAGACGGGCUUUCAAAGUCAGGACGGCUAGAAGAAGCGAAGCAGUUAUUUGAGGAGAUGGCGGACUAUGGAUGCAAGCCAAAUUGUGCUAUUUACAACAUUCUUAUGAAUGGGUUUGGGAAAAUGGGUGACGUAGAAUGCGCAUUUGAGUUGUUUAAAAGGAUGGUUAAAGAGGGAAUAAGACCAGACAUGAAGUCCUACACUAUUCUUGUGGAUUGCCUAUGCAUGGCAGGAAGAGUGGAUGAUGCUUUGCACUAUUUUAAUGAAAUGAAGCAAGCUGGCCUCAAUCCUGACUUGGUUGCUUACAACCUUAUGAUUUACGCCCUUGGAAGGUCGCAGCGGGUAGAAGAAGUUCUCUUUCUCUUUAACGAAAUGCGAGACAGGGGUAUCAACCCUGAUAUUUAUACUUAUAACUCCUUGAUACUCAAUCUUGGGAUCAUUGGAAUGGUUGAGGAAGCAGUGAACAUGUUUGAGGAACUGCAAUCUGUAGGUCUUCAACCAAAUGUUUCCACAUAUAAUGCUCUCAUUCGAGGAUAUAGCAUCUCGGGAAAUUCUGACCUCGCCUAUGCAGUUUACAAGAAGAUGAUGGUUAGGGGCUUCAGCCCCGACAGCAGAACGUUUGCUCAGCUUCCUAACAAGUCCUAGAUGUCCCAUAGACUCAAUCUGGCCACCUCUUUGCUGAUCACCUUCCUCACGGCAUCCGGUUUGCAUUUCCUUUCUUCUAGUGACAUCCUGAAAGCAUCCUCUUGCAAUCUUGAAAUGUGGUUGCAAAGCUAUUCUGAUUUGCUUGAUUAUAUCGGCAUCUGGGUCUUCGCUAGGAUGUUUCAUUCAGAUGCUUUUGGCAAUUUUGCACCGUGAAUGUGGAUCUCUGCAAGAUUGAAGCUUCCGACUUUAAUUAGUUGGGACUUAACACUAGUUUUACCCAUCUUAAACUAGCAACUGAAGGUGCACUCCUGGAAUCCAAGCUGAACCUGCGAAACAACCGAUGCUAUGUAUAGGCCUGUUCAUUUUCUGUAAAGUUUCUGCAGUGUGCAUUCUCCUGUAUCUGUAUGCCUGUGCGUCAUCUGUUGAUGAUAGCUUUCAUUCUUUCCAAACUUUAUAAUUUGUAUUAUAAUUGAAUAUUAGUGAGAUGCUAAUAUUAUUUGUCAGUUACAAAAGUUCUGCGACUUUUUUAUUCAG